AGCCUACAUCCUAUAAUAGUCUUAUCUGGAACCAGCAACUUUCUUUAUCCGAUUUGGGGAGAAAAAGUACUACGAUUUAAACACGGAGAAGCUGUUGAUUUCAUAUGUCCAGGACGAACGAUUUUAAUUGGCGGAUCUCUACUAUACAUUUAUAAACCAAACUGCCUCCAUCAACCAGCAAGUUCUCGGCACUGCAAGACCCUCCUGGCUUCAAGGGUCUGGUAUUUACGAUGUGGGAUCAGUAACUAGUUUAUAUGUGAGAGCCAAUCAGAGAGCAACAAUCAAUGGCCAGUUGGGGUUAGAGGCCAAUUCGACCAAAUACAUUCAAGAUUCCACCAACUACUAUUUAGCCAGAGGACAUUUGACGGCAAGAAGUGAUAACUUUUAUGCUGCACAGCAAAACGCAACGUUUUACAUGCAAAACAUUGCGCCUCAGUGGCAGACGUUCAAUGGCUGGAAUUGGAACCAAAUUGAAAUUGAUUUGAGAGACUAUGCGUCUGAAAAUGGAGUCGAUUUACAGGUAUGGACAGGCGUAUAUGGAGUGACGACAUUACCUCAUAAGGACACUGGUGAACCAACCGAACUCUACUUAUACUACGUUAAUGAGACUAGGAAAGCGAUACCAGUUCCACAAGUUUAUUGGAAAGUGGCGUAUAAUCCACUGACUCAACGUGGUAUUGCUCUGAUCGGGGUGAAUAAUCCAUAUAACAGCACAUUCUCGAAAUUGUGUUUCGAUGUGUCGAGCAGAUUGAGCUGGCUGCACUGUGAACGCGAAAACCAAGUAUUGGGAUUCUGCUAUGCAUGCAGCAUAACUACUCUUCGAUAUGCAGUGAAUUUCAUUCCGGCAAUGGAUGUUAGAGGACUACUGUUAUAAGCAUUGUGAAACAUUUAUAUUAUAUAGUAUAUCAUAUAGAUUAA
Molecule: messenger RNA, 918 nt
Organism: Dendroctonus ponderosae (mountain pine beetle)
Lineage: Eukaryota; Metazoa; Arthropoda; Insecta; Coleoptera; Curculionidae
Biological process (GO): apoptotic DNA fragmentation
Cellular component (GO): nucleus; mitochondrial inner membrane
Molecular function (GO): single-stranded DNA endonuclease activity; RNA endonuclease activity; nucleic acid binding
Source: RefSeq, a predicted model, not a curated record